AUGUGGAAUAAUGCAGAUGGCUCGUGUGCUAAAUGGCCUAAUGAGAGAACUUGGAUUGUUUGUGAGAUUUUUGCUAAACAAGUCAGGAUAGGUAAUCGUUCAAGUACCCAUUUCAACAAAGUAGGCUAUGACAAUAUGAUUGCUAAAUUUAAAGAGAGGACUGACCUAAGUUACAUGAAGCUACAAUUUAAGAAUAGAUGGGAUAAGUUAAAGCGGGAAUAUGCUACAUGGAAGCUAUUGUUGAAGCAAACAAGUUUAGGUUGGAUUAAGCAAAGGGACAUUCCUAGGAGUUUUAGGUUUGAACAUCGGGGGCUUCAAAAUGAAGAUAAGUUGAAGAUUAUGUUUGAAGACCUUAGAAAUACCGGUGCUGACCAUUGGGAUGCUUCUUCAGGUACCCUCCCUGGUAGUCCUCAUGGCCCCGAGGAUGAAGGUGAAGGUGAAGGAGAUGAAGAUACUGACUAUGAGGAAGAAUGUGGUGCUACACCUGGUACAAAGGGAUUUUUUGUUGCUUUUGAAAUUUUCAUCAAGAUACCUAAAAGAGAGAUGUUUCUGACUCUGGACACACCAGAAGAAAGAUUUGAAUGGCUGAAAAUGAAGCAAGCAAAGUAUUACCCCUAG
Molecule: messenger RNA, 618 nt
Organism: Phragmites australis (common reed)
Lineage: Eukaryota; Viridiplantae; Streptophyta; Magnoliopsida; Poales; Poaceae
Product: L10-interacting MYB domain-containing protein-like
Exons: 3
Coding region: 1-618 (205 amino acids)
Source: RefSeq, a predicted model, not a curated record